AACACACACACUCACACACACACACACAUAGAAGCCCUGGAGCAUCUCAGCAUGCGGCUCGCUCAGUGUACCAGCCACAGUACUCAGUAACAGAGCGGGGAAGGUUGAGGAGAGCGGCGCAUACCUUUAGAGAAGAUGAAUGCGGGCUGAUUUCAGAGAGCCUGACUGUAUUAUAAAGGAAUGGCGUUAAGCCAGUAGGAAAUCAUCCGAGGCCUCCUGCUGAGCUCUUCCUGUUGGGAACAGAGGGCUCCUAGGAAAUGAAGGCCAGUAUGAAGCAGUGGCGUCUGGCACUGGGGCUUAUGCUCACCUGGGCAUUGCUCUUUCUCGCCCUCUUCUCCUACUUCAUGGAGUCACGUGUGGAUGAGGCCAUCUCGCUCUCGCACGCCGACACACGCCGCCUUAGCUCCGUUCAGGGCAAUACCCGUAGCGCUGCGACAAUCCUUCGCCAGGCGUUGCCCGCCACCUCAACAUCCACCACCUCUAGAGCUCAAAAGGAGCAGGUACCCAACAGCGAGCAGGAGGCCUACAUUUACCCAGAUCCUCGUGUCUUAGCAACAUGGUCUGUGGAUUCACGCUCAGGCACUGCAGCCCAUAGUCAGGAAAGCAACCAAACCUUCCCUCAACCGGGGGAAGAGGAGGAUGAGGAAGAGGUGGUGGGAAUUGAGGAGGAGGAGGAUGACGACAGAAUGAAUCAAAUAGAAACCAACAGUUGGUUUGACUCUAAGUCAAAGUCAGUGGUGCAGCAUUUAUGGCAUGGCAGUGCCUCACUGGACAUGCUGAGUCCGCGGUUACAGAAGGCUGUGAAAGACUAUAUGAGCACUAAUAAACAUGGAGCAUCCGACAAGGGGCGGCGGCGGGUGAGGCGGAGUGGGAAAAGCCUUCUGUGCAAUAUGAAAAAGAAUGGCAAAGUGAGGACAUUGGAUGGUAAAGAGCUACCCUUCUCUUCACUGGGCUGGCAUAAAAUUGUACCUCCUUUAGAACUUCAGCACCUCUAUAACACAGCAUUCCGCUCCUGUGCUGUAGUCACCUCGGCUGGUGCCAUCCUCCACUCCGGCCUAGGAAGUGAAAUUGAUUCCCAUGAUGCUGUUUUGAGGUUUAACUCGGCCCCUACCAAAGGUUAUGAAAGAGACGUGGGGAAUAAGACUACCAUUCGCAUCGUCAACUCCCAGAUCCUGGCUAACCCCAGCCACCACUUCAACAGCAGCUCCCUAUAUAAGAAUUUGACGUUGGUGGCCUGGGACCCUGCACCAUACACUGUCGACCUGCAUAAAUGGUACAAGAAGCCGGACUACAACCUGUUCACUCCAUACGUGAAGUACAGGGAACAGUUUCCUGCUCAGCCUUUCUACAUUCUGCACCCCAAGUUUAUCUGGGAACUAUGGGACAUGAUCCAAGGCAACACUUUGGAGGACAUUCAACCCAAUCCACCUUCGUCAGGGUUCAUUGGCAUCUUGCUGAUGAUGUGGUUAUGCGACGAAGUCGACGUCUACGAGUACAUUCCAUCUCUAAGACAGACCGAUUUGUGCCAUUACCACGAGCGCUACUACGACGCUGCAUGCACUCUGGGAGCCUAUCACCCUCUGCUCUAUGAGAAGAUCCUCAUCCAGCGCAUCAACCCCAGACCUAAGCGCGACCUUCAGAGGAAAGGCAAGGUCACACUCCCCGGCUUUAGGACCAUCCACUGUGACCCCUGAACUCUAAACCCUGGAGGAAAGGUUGCAAUAAUUGGAAAGCAGGUUCGAGGUUUACCUGCACGCAGUCCACAGAGACCAACUUUGCUCUUUCGGGAGGUUUUUAGUUAAAUUCUCUGAGCCUUGUGUGACGUAGAGGUUAUUGGGUAGCAAUAGGUUUAUUACAGAAAAGCUGUUUUUUCUAGGUAUCUGGUGAUUUUGCUGUAGCUAGCCAUCAUGUGACAGGACCAAUGGUGUUUGUGUGUCUGUGGAGGAAUUGGAGAAUAGCAAUUAACAGUUUACGGCACCAUUAUAGACGCACUUGCGCACGUACACACACACCAUGAACAUUAAGAAUAAUUUCAUUGAUGUAGUUAGAUACACGGUUUACCAGUGAUGAUACCUGACUUUGAAUAGUAAUAGCAGUGGAUAUUGCUUUCUGUUGUAUUACUUUUCUCAGCUGUUCACAAAUGAAAAAUGUGGUGCAUGUCUGAGAGUACUGCCUGGUCUGUGCCAUAUAUUGUCUAUAUAUUGUAAAUGACAUUAUUUCCCUCUUUUGAAUGUUCAUUUGCCAUGAAAUUGUUACUGAAUAAUAUGAUAAUAUCGUGUUGAGUGACAAGAUACAGAUGAAGGUACUGAAUGCCAUUACAUGUUACACAGCUGAGAAAACUUCCAAACUAAAUGUUCUGUACGCUACGGGGACAUCUCGGUUGAACGUCUGAAACGCCUGCAGCUGUGUUGAUAAGGGUUUAACGAUCUAUUCCCUGCUCGACAAAAAACACGCCCUUCUAACUUUUUUUUUGGUGGUGUUAAUGAUGGUUUUUUUUUUUGGUUUUUUUUUAAAGCCUUUUGGCAAUAUAUUACCAAUGAGCAGUGGUUUUAGUAAUUGUGCAAUGUUAAAUCCAGCACAGUCUGGUUGUUUUUGUAUCUUGCCCAGGAGGUUACAGGUCUUCAUAAACUCCCUAAGGAGUAGUCAAAAGCGAAUGAAAACAAAUUUCCUUGCAUUGUAUCUUCAAUUUUUCUUCACAUUGUGUUUUAUCAAUGUAAAUAGGUUUUUUUAUACCACUAGAAGUACAAUGUGUAAUCCUUUGACAUGUUUUCCUUACGUGCCAUUAAUUUGUGUAGAAAAUGAUAACUUGUAUGAGUUGAACAUAGAGAGCGGAAGUUCUGUAUACAUGUAAAUUGUGAUGGUGAAAAUGGGAACUGCUGUUUGCUCUCAAGUCUAAAUCAGACUCUGAAACGCAACCUCUCUAUCCAUCUGAUUUGUUAAAUAUUUCAUUUAGGAACCUCUGUUGGUAGUGUAUUAUUCAAUACUGAUAACUACCUACCCACCCCAUGUUGGGGUAAUGUAAACAGAUAUUGAUUGAUAAGGUAAUAAGUUUUCCUUUUUUCAGGAUGAUUUAGUCUGUAAUACUGCAACUAAUCGUUUACUUGGCAAUUGAAGUCAUCCUGUCAGUGUUCGUGUAUGAGGUUUCUUUAUAACAAAAAAAGGGGUUCUUUCAACUCUUAAGAUGAAUCAUAUAUGAGCAGUAUGUGUAUAUACAUAUACAUCUUUGUCACACACCAUCCCGUGCUUCCACAUUAGAGAGGUAUAUUAAUGGUGGUGGUGGUGGUGAGUUUAGAGGAAACUGCAUUUGGCCCAAUUGAAGGCUUUCUUUUUUUCUGUCAUUACUGCAGGGAACGUAUACAGGAGCACACUACUGAUCACUUACUGAAUGUCUAAGAAGCUUUCAAUCACUGCAGGAGCACCGUCAGCCACAAAGGUGUCACAAACCACUCCCUAUUGUUUGCACAUUCAGAGCAACACAAUACGAGUUCUGAGAUUUGAAAAUGUUGUGACUUUUGGGAUUUAAAAAGAAAUUGCCACUGAUCUGUGCUUCCCUUAAUAUUUCUAGUCCUUUACACACAGUUUACCUUUUAAUCUUUUGCAAAAACUGUUUUGUUAUCACUGUCUACUUUUACUUAUACAUAAUAAACUCCUAGCUAUAUAAUUUCUCACUACAAAGUGGACACCGCAUGCUAAAUAUCAGGGCUUGUAAGCUCAUUGUGGUAAAAAAAAAUUAUAUAUAUAUUUAUUUGUCAGUGUAACAAUAAUUAAGCUGAAAAAGCAAAGUUAAGUCUUACUUAAAAUUUGUGCAGGUUGUUUUAGGUAACAGGAAUCGAGUUACAUUGGACAAUUUGAUAAGGUCAUCACUGCACUGUUUUGGGUGUUGGCAAUACUGUGCCAAAUAGAUGUUGAGUGUUUUCCUGAUUGGGUUGUAAGGGCCACUGUGUGUUUGGGGUUGUAAUGUUGGUGCUGUGAAUCUUUACUAUGGACUGGAACUGUGGUGCUGUGAAUCUCCGCUAGAUUUCUUUUUAACUAGCUCACUCUGUUGGUCUAUCAUGUUCAUACAUUUUGACAGCUGCAUUUGUGAUUCUCUUGUUGGCCGGGGACACUGAAUUUGCAAAAAAAACUAAAAAAAAAUUAAAAAAAAGAAAAAAGUUGGAAUCAUGCGUGCAAAAUACACUGUCAGCUUUAAUUACUACUGGGUAAACCAUGUAUUAAAAUUUUAACACAGUGUGUUGCUUGUAAAUUGUUUGAAAUGAAUUAUGGGCUGGAUAUCCUAAAUGGAAACUGAUAUCCUAAGGCAAUAAUUUUUCCCGUUUGUUAUUAAAUCUUCAGAAAGUAAAAUUGUGUGCUCAGUGGUGUUUGGCUGGCCAGAUUUAAACAACGGCUAACAAGUUUUACUAAUUCACUAAUUCAACAGCUGUCUGCUGGCGGCAACACCCUGAAAAUAAAGCUGACUUAUUGUUUGCACUUCGUCUUGUCCCACAAAAACGUUAACAGUUGAUUAUGGAUCUCUCUCUCUCUCUCUCUCUCUCUCUCUCACCUUACCACCGCGCACAGCCUUUCAAAAACAUGAUCUGAUGUUGUACACCACUUGAAGCCUGAUCUGAGUGUACAUAGUUAAGCCAGUUAGCCUUCAAAAGCCAUUGGAUGCUUUUGAUGCCAUUUCUUUGUUCAUUUGUUAAUGCAAUUAUUUCAAUUAAAUGUGUGUUUUGCCAUUUUCCAACAUGAAAAUAAACAUGCAUAAGUGCAA
Molecule: messenger RNA, 4750 nt
Organism: Clarias gariepinus (North African catfish)
Lineage: Eukaryota; Metazoa; Chordata; Actinopteri; Siluriformes; Clariidae
Gene: st6gal2a
Product: ST6 beta-galactosamide alpha-2,6-sialyltranferase 2a
Exons: 7
Coding region: 258-1694 (478 amino acids)
Molecular function (GO): sialyltransferase activity
Source: RefSeq, a predicted model, not a curated record